AUGCGGACGCGGUGCUGGACGCGGUCUGCUGGCGCGGCACCGCCGGGCGGCUCGGGAUCGCGCCCGAAGACGGGCUCGAGGUCAUCGCCACCGGCAAGAUCAGCACGUAUCCGGGGGCGCUCACGCUAUCAGAUCGUGGUCGAGCGGCUGGAGCUGUCCGGCGCAGGCGCCCUGCUCGCGCUCUUGGAGGCGCGCAAGAAGGCGCUCGCCGCCGAGGGCCUCUUCGACGAGGCGCGUAAGCGCGAACUGCCCUACUUGCCGGAGACCAUCGGCGUCGUGACAUCGCCCACGGGCGCCGUGAUCCGCGACAUCCUGCAUCGCAUCGAAGACCGCUUCCCCCGCCGCGUGCUGGUCUGGCCGGUCACGGUCCAAGGCGCGGGCGCGGCCGAGGAGAUCGCCGCCGCGAUCGCGGGCUUCAACCGCCUCGAUGCAGCCACGCCGGUGACCGCGGCCCGACGUGCUGAUCGUCGCCCGCGGCGGCGGCAGCCUGGAAGACCUCUGGGCCUUCAACGAGGAAGUCGUGGUGCGCGCCGCGGCAGCGAGCGACAUCCCGCUGAUCGCCGCCGUGGGGCACGAGACCGACGUGACGCUGAUCGACCUUGCCGCCGACCUCCGGGCGCCGACGCCGACCGCGGCCGCCGAGAUCGCCGUGCCGGUGCGCGCCGACCUUUUGGAGCGUACGCACACCCUGGAGCAUCGGCUCGGUGCGUCGUUCCGCCGGCUCAUCGCCGAGCGGCGCGCGCGCGUCGACGGGCUCGGGCGCGGCCUGCCGGCGGCGCGGGACCGGCUGACCACCGCGAGCCAGCGGCUCGACGACUGGUCGGAGCGGCUCGCCCGCGGGGUGCGCGGCCGGCUCGGGGCCGAGCGACAGGCCGUCGGCCGGCUGAGGCCGCUCCGUCCGCGCCAGCUCCUCGCCCUCAAGCACCAGCAGCUCGCGCACGCCACCGGUCACCUCUCGGCCGACCGUCUCGCCCAGCGCCUCGGCCAAGCGCGCCAGGCGAGCGACCUGCUGGCGGUGCGCCUAGGCAGGGCCGGGCGCGCGGCGUUGAGCGAGCGGGCGGCACGGAUCGGGACCGCGGCGCGUCUGCUCGAAAGCUAUUCCUAUCGGGGCGUGCUCGCGCGCGGCUUUGCGGUCGUGCGCGACCAGCGGGAGCGGCCCGUGACCAGCGCGGCAGCGGUGAAGCCGGGCGCCGGGCUCUCCCUCGAAUUCCACGAUGGCCGCGCCGCCGCCCGCGCCACCGGCCGGCCCAAGCGCCGCAAGGCCGGACGGGACGAGGACGACGGCGGGCAGGCGCCGUUGCUCUGAGGGCUGGCGCCCGAGCUUGCUUGCGUGCGCGCAGGUGCGUCGCCACUAUGACCACACGAUGA
Molecule: messenger RNA, 1368 nt
Organism: Geodia barretti
Lineage: Eukaryota; Metazoa; Porifera; Demospongiae; Tetractinellida; Geodiidae
Source: the annotation of a GenBank genome assembly